Monopterus albus (swamp eel) is the source of this 1580-nucleotide messenger RNA. It is a transcript of the gene cebpb, whose product is annotated as CCAAT enhancer binding protein beta. The coding region runs from base 227 to 1120 and encodes 297 amino acids. Gene Ontology annotation, molecular function: DNA-binding transcription factor activity, RNA polymerase II-specific; RNA polymerase II cis-regulatory region sequence-specific DNA binding. Gene Ontology annotation, biological process: DNA-templated transcription; regulation of transcription by RNA polymerase II. The transcript has a single exon. The record is from RefSeq and is a predicted model, not a curated record. Lineage: Eukaryota; Metazoa; Chordata; Actinopteri; Synbranchiformes; Synbranchidae.
CCCGAGACAGGAAGACCUGUCAAUUCCUCCCAGUCCAAGAGCAGACCCCCUUCAAGGUAGCUGUGCUGCAUGCUGUCAAACGCAGCGACACAGGGGGAUUUAAACUCACUAUAGACUCUAUUCCAACACUUGAGCAAUUUCACAACUGAGGCAGCUGAACCAAAACCACUCUGGGCGUCUGAUCUCAGCCCUCCAUGCUCCUGCAAUCCGGCGGGUGUUAAGAUCCAUGGAAGUGGCCGGCUUCUACGACGAGGGCAGCUUUGCUUUCCACGGUAGAGACAGCAUUAUCAGUCCCAUCAGCGGCGGCUCUUACUGGAGGCUCGGCGACUCGAUGACGGAGGUGGGCAUCGAAGAGCGGGAGAGAGCGAUAGACUUCAGUGUUUACCUGGAUUCAGCUUUGCACUGUCCGCAGCUGACGGCGGCGCAGACGCAGCAGCAGGGGGACAUUUUCUCAGAUUUCCUGGCGGAGAACAAGAUAAAGAGAGUUACAGCUUUACAGAACUACAAGAACUACUCGCUGCUGAACGAGCUGGAGACGAGUCAGUGCAACAGACUGAGGGACCCCAGGGAGCCAUACGCGCUGGGUUACACUGAUCUGCAGGAGACCCGUGUGGAUAGUGUGCUCAGCCCAGAAGUGCUCGGGAACCGCUACGGAGGGGCUGCUGCUGCCGCUGCCGCUGCUGGCGCCUCUCGGGGCAAUCAGGAAGACGCUAAGAUGGAGAACGGGUCGUCUGGAUUUGACAUGAGGUCCUACCUUCAUUACCAGUCCACCAGCGGCAGUCUUGGAAACAUCUCCACUGCGUCCUCGACUUGCUCCAGCCCGCCCGGCACACCUGCCCCGUCAGGUAAAAGCAGGUCUCCAUCGCACAGCGGCAAAAUGUCCAGCGGGAAAGCAAAGAAACGCCUCGACAAAGACAGUGAAGAGUACAGGCAGAGGCGGGAGAGGAACAACCUCGCCGUGAGGAAGAGCAGAGACAAAGCCAAAAUGCGCAACUUGGAGACUCAACACAAAGUGCUGGAACUGGCUGCAGAGAAUGAUCGUUUACAAAAGCGUGUGGAGCAGCUGUCCAGAGAGCUGGCCACCUUGCGCAACCUGCUCUCUGCCACCGGACAAUGUUAGAGAUCUCCACCAGGGACUGGGCACAAAUCUCUGGGCUGCCUGUCUGUACUGAUGGGCUUCAGAGCAGCAGGUGAUCCACUGAGCGAGUUUUGAAUACGGUACGCUUCACACGUGAAGACAGCGACCACCAGUUUACAAGGACACUUUGAAUGGGACUUGAGUGGAUGCAUGGAUUGCGCAAUCAUUCACGAUUCUUCACAUGUCACCUUAGCUUUAUUCUCAGAUGUAAUUUUGGUGUAUGCAGUAUUUCUGUGCAGGUUUUACAUACAUGCGAGUGAAUAUGAGUAUCUGGAGCAAUGGUUGUCUGGGGGAAGAGUUGUGCUGCAGUGAAAUGAUGCAACUCUUUGUAAUAGUAUUGGCAAUGAAUGAAAUAAGUAAUUAUUUAAUAUUCAAAGGAGAAAUGCUUUAAUUGUACUUGAUAUUUUAUUGAAUUAAAAAGAUUUAUACUUUGUUUAAACAA